Messenger RNA from Manihot esculenta (cassava), 2319 nucleotides. RefSeq lists its product as uncharacterized. NCBI's taxonomy places the organism in Eukaryota, Viridiplantae, Streptophyta, Magnoliopsida, Malpighiales, Euphorbiaceae. The transcript is spliced from 8 exons. Gene Ontology annotation, molecular function: protein binding. Bases 374 to 1774 code for a protein of 466 amino acids. The record is from RefSeq and is a predicted model, not a curated record.
ACUUUUUUUCCCCUUUUGUAGAGAGAUACUCAUCUUCCCUCUUCAUCCUCCUCGUCCUCACAAUCAUCUCAUCUCUCACAGGAACACAGUGACCGACCCCAACAGCAAGAGAGAGAGAGAGAGAGAGAGAGUGGGGUUUUUGCCUUAGCAAUUGAGUUUGAUUUCUCCGCUUUAUUCUAUUUCUACAAUUUAGGGUUUGCUCUCCAGGUUAAGGGGGAAGUACCUUUCUUUGUUUUGUUUUAGGGUUUUCGCUGCUUGGAUCGGAUUUAAAUUGAAGUUGGAGAGAGAGAGAGAGAGAUGGGAGGGAUAAGGGGGUGUUGAUUUCCUUCUUCAUCUCUCGGGUCUGGCGGUGAAAUACAAGUAGCGUAGGAGGAUGGAAGGGAGGAGGAUAUCGGCGAAUCCAAGGCCUUGUUCCGGAAGGAGGAUAUUGGCGAAGAAGAGGCCUCGCACCAAUGGAUUUGUCAACACUGUUAAGAAGUUACAGAGACGCGAGAUUUCUUCUAAGCGAGAUCGUGCUUUCAGUAUGAGCAAUGCCCAGGAGAGGUUUCGCAAUAUGCGUUUGAUGGAAGAGUAUGAUACUCAUGAUCCCAAGGGCCAUUGUUCAGUAGUGCUGCCCUUUUUGAUGAAGAGAACAAAAGUCAUUGAGAUUGUAGCUGCACGUGAUAUUGUCUUUGCUCUUGCACAUUCUGGUGUUUGUGCAGCUUUUAGUAGAGAGACAAAUCAGAGGAUAUGUUUUCUGAAUGUGAGUCCUGAUGAAGUCAUUCGAAGCUUGUUCUAUAAUAAGAACAAUGAUUCACUCAUCACAGUUUCAGUUUAUGCUUCUGACAACUUUAGCUCCUUGAAGUGCAGAUCAACUAGAAUUGAGUACAUAAGGAGAGGCAAACCAGAUGCUGGUUUUGCUCUUUUUGAGUCUGAGUCCUUGAAGUGGCCGGGCUUUGUAGAGUUUGAUGAUGUUAAUGGGAAGGUCCUAACCUACUCUGCGCAAGAUAGUGUUUACAAGGUUUUUGACCUUAAAAACUACACAAUGCUGUACUCUAUAUCGGACAAACAUGUUCAAGAAAUCAAAAUCAGUCCGGGAAUCAUGUUGUUGAUAUUCAAUAGAGCAAGUAGCCAUGUUCCUCUUAAGAUUUUAUCAAUAGAAGAUGGGACAGUUCUAAAAGCCUUCAACCAUCUGCUUCAUCGAAAUAAGAAGGUGGACUUCAUUGAACAAUUUAAUGAAAAGCUCCUUGUUAAGCAGGAAAAUGAGAAUCUUCAGAUCCUGGAUGUUCGGAAUUCAGAAUUAAUGGAAGUUAGCAGAACUGAGUUCAUGACUCCCUCUGCAUUUAUCUUUCUCUAUGAGAAUCAGCUGUUCCUAACUUUCAGAAACAGAACUGUUGCUGUUUGGAAUUUUCGUGGGGAGCUUGUAACUUCAUUUGAGGAUCACCUGUUAUGGCAUCCUGACUGUAACACAAAUAACAUAUACAUAACAAGCGAUCAGGAUCUAAUUAUUUCUUACUGCAAAGCUGAAUCUGAAGACCAGUGGAUGGAAGGAAAUGCUGGCUCUAUCAAUGUCAGCAAUAUCUUGACGGGGAAGUGCUUGGCCAAAAUAAAUGCUAGCAAUGGCAAUCCCAAAGGUGAUGAGUGCAGUGGCAGUACCUCAAAGCAGAGUCACUCUCCUAUGAGAAGUACGGUUGCAGAGGCGUUGGAAGACAUAACUGCACUUUUCUAUGAUGAGGAGCGGAAUGAGAUCUACACUGGUAAUAGACAUGGAUUGGUUCAUGUGUGGUCUAACUGAAGUUAAGAGCAUGCUUUGUUUUGAUCUAAAGAUGUACUCUGACAUGCCUGCAAUGAGAUCUACACUGUUAAUAGACAUAAUCUGGGUUAUGUAUAGCAAAUUCAAGAGCUGGUUUCAUCACUUAGAUCAAGCUCCUAAGAUUCCCCAAUCAGGGGAUGUUCCAUACCAGGCUGCAUUACUUUUGACACUGUAUUGUUGAUUUGCUUCAGAGUGAAUUGUACCAUGAAAUAUUUUUAGCUUCUUGCCUAGCAAAUUGUAGAUCUACUUUUGGGAGUUCGUAGGGUGUUCAAUUGAGACGCAACUGUUAAGAUUUCUCGACAUUGAGCAACAUGUAACAUUAGUUUGUAUUGUUUUUGUGUCUGCCAAGUAAACAAGAUGUUUGCUUGUUAAGUAUCAGUCUCUACCAGAAGUGAACGAACAUUCUGGAAAUUUGAUGUUUGGGCGAGGAAAUCUAUCAGAAGUGAGGUUGCAGCAAUAUUGUUUUUCCCAUUAGUAUGACAUCAAAAGGUAUAAAAUGAGUAGCGUGAGAUAAUUCUGUCUUCCAA